Rhinocladiella mackenziei CBS 650.93 is the source of this 1830-nucleotide messenger RNA. RefSeq lists its product as uncharacterized. Gene Ontology annotation, cellular component: spliceosomal complex. Bases 1 to 1830 code for a protein of 609 amino acids. The record is from RefSeq and is a predicted model, not a curated record. The transcript has a single exon. Lineage: Eukaryota; Fungi; Ascomycota; Eurotiomycetes; Chaetothyriales; Herpotrichiellaceae.
AUGACCUCAAUUGACGACCUUUUCCGCAGGCCGAAUGCUGCUCCGAAGCGGAAACUCGAAGAUCCUACAACUGCCUUGACCAAUGCCCUUUCCAACAAGUCGACCAAAUUGAACAACGGCUCCUCCCCACGCAGCUCAAACAAUGGCUUUCAUGAACCAUCCACCCCUGAUGGUUCCGAUAGCAAGGCUGCUUUCGUGCCAGACGAAGUUCCGGAUGACCAAGAUGACGUCGACGCCGGACCGGCCUUGCCUCGCGAAGAUCUGGAGGAUGAAGUCGGUGACGACGAAGAAGGACGCUUUUUUGGCGGUGGAGUGACAAAGCAGGAACGUGAAGUGAUUGAAUACAUCGAGAAGAAUGAAGGGGGAGAGGCCGAAGAGAAGAUUGACUCGACAUGGCUGCGUCGGACAGCCAUUAACUUUGAACGAAAAAUCAACAAGAACGCAGAACUACGCGCCAAGUACGAGAGUGAUCCCAUGAAAUUUGUGGGAAGUGAGGCAGAUCUGGAUGCCGAGAUUAAAGGCUUGAGCUUGUUGAGUGAGCAUGGCGAGUUAUACGGCGAAUUUGUUAAAAUGGGCUGUGUGGGCAGCUUGGUGGGUCUGCUUGCGCAUGACAAUACGGACAUCGCCAUUGGAGUCUGCGAACUGUUUGUCGAACUCACGGACGAAGACUCUGCCACCACUGAAGAGCAGUGGAAGACGCUUGUGCAGGCUAUGAUCGAAAGUGAUGUCAUCGAUCUUCUGACGAGCAAUCUUGGUCGACUGGAUGAAGAGAACCACCUCAAUGAUCGAGCGGGGGUCUAUCAUGUCUUGAACGUUCUUGAGAAUGUGCUGUCCGAGACAGAAUAUUCGGAGGUUGUCGGGGCCCGUGCUGAGAUGAUGGACUGGCUUCUUUCGAGAAUCAGCAAAAUUGAUCCCAAUGCUCGAGGAAAAGUCGGACAGAACCGUCAAUACGCCGCGGAGAUCCUUGCCAUCCUUCUCCAAAACAACAGAAACAACCGAGAUCGCCUGGCACAGAAAGAAGGCGUCGACGCUCUCCUGGAGCUGUUAAGUGUAUACCGCAAGAGGGAUCCCGAGAAAGAUUCCGAUGAAGAAGAGUUUGCCGAGAACCUUUUCGAUUGCCUGGCCUGUGUCGUCGAGGAGAGGUUUCCUGCAGAAAAGUUCUUGGAGGGUGAAGGAGUCGAAUUGUGUCUCAUCAUGCUUCGAGAAGGGAGGCUCGCCAAGGCGAGAGCUUUGCGAGUCCUCGAUCAUGCCAUGAGCGGGGGCAAUGCGACAGCAAUUUCGGAGAGAUUGGUUGACGCCGCCGGCCUGAAGACCAUUUUUGGAAUGCUUAUGAAAAGCCAUAAAAUGGAGCGCAGUCUGGUUGAACAUCUCAUUGGAAUUCUGGCGAGCCUAUUGAGAUAUCUUCCAGGAGGAUCUGCGGCCCGGAUCCGCACCCUAGCCAAGUUUGUGGAAAAGGACUACGAAAAGAUCACGAAACUGGUGGAAUUGCGGCGAGAAUACAAGACAAGGCUCAGUAAAGUUGAUGCCCAGAUACGAAAGGAGCGACAAGAGAUGGGUGAUGCCGCGGCAGAAGAACUGGCCGACGAAUGGCUGUCUCGACGCCUUGAUGCCGGGUUGUUUUCUCUCCAGGCCCUUGAACUGAUUCUCAGUUGGAUGGUGGCGGAGGACAACGGUGCGAGACAAACGAUUACCGUGCUGCUCGGGGAAGACGGGCUCAAGAUUCUUGAACGGAGCCUGAGAGAUCAACUGGAUGGGAUGGACCCAGACCAAAGCGACGAAUCAAAGUCUACAGAAGAGAUGCUGGAAGCGUUGCUUCUCUGUCUUGAAUAA